Molecule: messenger RNA, 738 nt
Organism: Phytophthora infestans T30-4
Lineage: Eukaryota; Oomycota; Peronosporomycetes; Peronosporales; Peronosporaceae
Exons: 2
Coding region: 1-177 (58 amino acids)
Source: RefSeq, a predicted model, not a curated record
AUGACUGUCAAACGACGCGGUUACGACUCCAACUCCGAUGGCAAUGAUCGCCCUUUUAAGAUUCCUCGCACCCCUGCAGCCAUUCGACUGGACACCAUAAAUAACAUGGCUUUGACCAGUCGUAGCCUUGAAGAGGAGCUCGACUAUCUUUUACGGGAGCCUAAGGCCGCGAAUUAAUCCUCAAAUCACCCUUAAUAAACUUAAAAACAACCACGUAAACCGACUUGUUAAUUAUAUUAACAAAAAUUUAAAAGUCGAACAGCUUUUAAAAAAAGCUAAAACUGAAAGAUUAAAUGAAUUAGUAGAAAUUAAAAGUAAUCGUGGAAUUAGACAAAGUCAAGGAUUACCCGUUAGAGGACAACGUACACAUACAAAUGCAAAAACUUCUAAAAAAAUAAAAAAAAUUUUUAUUCAGAAACGUAUUUCACGUAAUAAACGUCCUUUUAAGGUACAAAAAAAGAAAAAAAAAUAAAAUUAUCAUUCUAUGAAUAAUACUAAAUUUAAAUAUAAUUUUAGAAAUAAAUAUAAAGUAAAAAAAAAUUUAAAAAAAAAAAAUCCUUUAAUUUUAGCUAAUUUGCAUAUUACUGCUAGGUUAAAAAAUACUAUUAUAAGUUUAACAAAUUAUAAUGGAAAUCUGUUUAAAACAAUGGUCAACAAAGUCAUUAAAAAAAAACAAGAUUUAAAAGAAAAUACACCGAUAUAAGGGUUCAAUUAAGUGUUUAUAAAAUUAAAGAAAUA